Dermochelys coriacea (leatherback sea turtle) is the source of this 1404-nucleotide messenger RNA. RefSeq names its product dual specificity protein phosphatase 14-like. Gene Ontology annotation, molecular function: MAP kinase tyrosine/serine/threonine phosphatase activity. Lineage: Eukaryota; Metazoa; Chordata; Testudines; Dermochelyidae. Gene Ontology annotation, biological process: protein dephosphorylation. The record is from RefSeq and is a predicted model, not a curated record.
GUCCCCCAUGGACGCUGAAGCCUCCACCAUGAAUUUCCGGACGCCCGGGUUCUUCCGGCGCAGCCCCCCGUCCGCGGCGAAGCCGGCCCCCGGGGCCGGGGGGGUGUCGGCGGUGGGGGGCAUCGCCCAGAUCUCGCCCUGUCUGUACCUCUGCAGCGGCAACGCAGCCGCCAACCGGCACCUGGUGUCCGCCCGGGCGGUGACCUGCGUGGUCAACGCCACCAUGGAGAUCCCCAACGCCAACUGGCCCGACAUCGACUACGUCAAGGUGCCAGUGCCCGACCUGCCCCACGCCCCGCUAGCCCUCUACUUCGACUCGGUGGCCGACCGCAUCCACCAGACGGGCAAGCGCAACGGACGCACCCUGGUGCACUGCGUGGCGGGCGUGAGCCGCUCGGCCUCGCUCUGCAUCGCCUACCUGAUGAAGUACCAUCGCCUCAGCCUGCUGGACGCCCACCAGUGGGUGCGGAGCCGGCGCCCCGUGGUGCGGCCCAACGUGGGCUUCUGGCGCCAGCUCAUCGCCUACGAGCGCCAGCUCUUCGGCAAGAACACUGUGCACAUGGUGCCCUCGCCCAUCGGCCUGGUGCCCGACGUCUACGAGAAGGAGACCCGCGGCCUGGUGCCCCUCUGGAGCUACAGAUAGGCGGGGCGGGGGUGCCGCAGCCGGGACCGGACCCGUCUUGGCGGCCCGGGGCGGGACGCGUUCCCACGGCGCUGCCCUGGCCCGGAGCGGGGACGGGGUGUCAGUACAACUGCCCCAGCGCGGGGUAGAUUGAACCCCGGCCGGCUGGAACUGCCCCAGGCCGGGCAAGGUGGUGGCGUUUCACGGUGCUGCCCCAGCAAGGGGCAGAUCUCAGCGGCCGUCCCUGCGCCGGGGCCGAUUCCCGGCCGGCACAGGUCUGACUGCCCCGCUGGGGGCAGACCGAACACCAAAGCGGCACCAUUGGCUGUAUUUGCCCCGGAGGAGGGAUUUGGGGGCAGCUGCCCCCACCCUGGGACCAGCUCAGCAGGGGGGCAGAUGUCCCCCAAAGGGGCAUUUUCUAACCUCAGAGACUUUGCGGGGGGGUUGUGCGCGGAGUCUGGGGCUGUGUUUAAAGGGGGGGAGAAGAGUUAUUGAGCAUAAAAGCCCCCCCAUGCAUUGUGUGACACCCCCCCGAGCCUACCACACACACCCAACUAACCGCCUUCCAAUUCACAACCCCCUGCAAACAAUUUCUCUGGCCCCCAGAGAGACGAGAUCUAAAUUGCUGCCCCCCCCACUGGGGGGCACAAGUGGGGGGGAUCUGCUCUCAGCCCCUGUAUAGCUCUGUACAUAGCUACAAAGGUCUAUAUUCCUUACCGACCGUUUGUACCGACUUAACGAGCGGAGACUGCUCAUUAAUAAAAAUUAACCUUUCAAUUAAA